AGCUAGUUUUAACAUUUGAGAAUGAAUUAGAUUCUCACUCAAUGCAAGUCUUUCAUUACCCCCACCAGCGGUAAGGUUUGUUAGAAACUACAUUGCUGUACAUUUUGAGAAUGAAAUAGUUCUCACUCAAGCUUGGUGUUUCAAAUAUUUUCCCCGACCCGCGGUAAGAGGUAUUUGAAAUCAGCUUGUUUUAAACAUUUGGUCCUUCGAGCCGGAUAGAGAGAUCCGGGCUUGAAGAGAGAUCAUUUGAUAAUUCGAGUCGGACAGAAAAAGCCGCACUCGAAGAGAGAUCAUUUGAUAUGAUACAGAUCCGGAUAGAGGCCUGCUAUUAGAAUAUAGAGGCACCUGUAACAAAAUUUGGUCGUUAGAGCAGAAUGUGAGCUCAGACAAAUAAAAAGACCUGUAUAUAGAAGAAAUACAGGCAGGAAAGAAUCCUAUACAUGAAUUAGGCAAAAGUAAAAAAAAAUCAAUUGAAAAGAUUGUAUGUAAAACGUAUUUGCGAGAGACAAUACGCAUUAGUUAACUGUUAUUCAAAGAAUUACAGCAGCUGUGAGUCGAGGCACAGCAAGAUCAACAAGACGAUCGAAACAAAAAUCCUCAAAUUCUUUGAAGAAAAAGAACAGUUUGUUUUUUAUAAAAUUUUAAUAUAAAAAAAAAUAUGGAAGUAUACCGCAUUUGUUGUAGAGUUGGGAGACAACAACAAGCAUCCAAAGGAAUGGAUACAGGGGCAAGAGCGUAUAGCCCAACCGAAAAGGUGGCAGACCAUUUAUUGCAAGCAAUUGAAAAAAGAUCAGAAAGAAUUAUAUCUAUAAUUGCAGAGGUAAAAGCAAAUAUAUAUAUUGCUGACGAAGCUGCACUUGAAAGGUAUGAAAUUCAAUUACAACAUUUUCAAAACCUCGUGGAGCAAAAUUUGGAUGAGUUAUCAUAUAAAUACGACGAGAAAUUUAUUUAUAUUGAAACAGAGGAAUUACUGGUUGAAGUCGCUGAAAUUGUGCGAAUGUUGAAAAUGCAAAGGUAAUUAUUCAACAUUAAAUUUUCUAGCGUACCUUUUAAGGCUCCAGCUACUAGUGGUUUUGACGCUGAUACAAAGGAUAGUGUCUUUGGUCAAACCAAUACAUAUGACUCAGAUCCAGAAAUGCAAUCAAAUAAAUUUUCGAGCCUAAUUUUCAAGGCUCCAGCUAACAAAGGUAAGGUGGAAGCUAAUGGUGGAAGUACUUUUGGCACCGCUACUACAGUUGGGUCCAAGGCAUAUGACGAUGGAAAUAUGCCACUGGAGAGACUUGCCGGUAAUGAACAACCAACUAAUGACAAAUACACAUUGGAGAAAGUCACCUACCCUUAUGGUGAUAACCCAAUUACAAAGGACCUGAAAAGAAACGACGACGCAGAUGCAUUACAUGUCAAAAAAGUAGCAACACAGAAGGAAGAUGUUACUACUUCUUCAAAACGUAUCACUGUUCACAGCGAAAUUUCGUUUCCGCAUUAUAUGCUGUCAGAAAAAAUGUUCAUGAAAGAAGAACUUAUUUCAGAAAGUUCUUUAGCAGAAGAAUCUCAUGAAUUUCUUUUAUCUGAGGAAAAAACAAAUAAAUUGGUUGAAGAAGAAGAAAAAUAUACACAAGGAGUUAUUUCUGAAAGUAACCAAAUCGAAGAAAAUAUUGAAGAUAAAAAUGUCCAGCCAUACAGAAGCAAAUCGUGCAGGAGCUGGAGAAUAACAAUAACACCGAUUGUGGCAACGAUUAUUGGUGGAGAUAUUCGUGGUAAAAAGAUACCAGACAACAAUACAACAUAUAGGAGGAAAAAUAACAUGCUUGAUUCACGAAUGAAAAAGAAAUACCACUAUGUGAAAAAAUUAAUAUAUAAAAAGAUGAUAACAUUACUCAAGAAAAGAUCCAAUGCGUUGGAAAUUGAUAAGAAGACAUUACUACAAUCUACAAGGAAACGUCGAGAACAACUUGAACUUUCAAAAUACAGUCAACAGAUAUUGUUUGAAAAAAUAUGGAGACUACAUAAAACGGAAUUAUUAAACAUUACAUUAAAGGCCACUUUGGAGUUAGGAGCACGAUGCCCUGGCCGAUACAAAGGAGUUAUUCUUGCAGCUUCACAACAUUUUAACUCGCAAAAGGUAAUUGAGGCACCUGUAAAUCAACCGAUGAUGGAAGUAAACGAAGUACCCAACCCUCAAGUAAUUGUUCAACAAGAGACUUUAACUACAAGUAUAAACCACAUCAAGGAGUUACACAACAUUGUGCUUUCCUGAUUUCGUUUGUAAUUCUAUUCACUUGUUCUACUGUGCCAUGUUUAGCACGAAACCCGAAUUGGUGGGUUGGUAUUAUAUUAUUUUCGUGGAGGAAAGGAGACAUUUUUGAUAGUAAAACUUUUUCGAAUAUUUUGGAAAGACAUGGUAAGAGACUUAUUGGUCUGUAGGAAGACGGUUGUGUUAAGUCUUUUCCAGGUUUAUCUAUCAUGAUGAUCUGCGACUUUUUCCACGAAAUUGGAUAGUACCCGAAACCAAGAAUUGCAUUAAAGAGCAAAGAGAGCACUGAUAUAGCAAUAUUUGGCAACUCAAUUAACAUUUUUGGAGUAAUAUUAUCGUGUCCUGAAGACUUUUUCGGAUUUAGCUCUUUUAGGAUCUUGGUAAUUUCAUAAGUAGACGUCCUAAUAGACACGCUUGACUCGUUUGCGAUAUUGGGCAAAGUUGGCAACUUAAAAUUGUUUUUUGGACCAUUGGGUUGAAAUACCUUUUCUAGGUGAUUUGCAAAGCAAUUUGCCUUUUCCUCAUUACUACGCGCCCAAUUACCAUUCAAAUGUCUUAUAGGCAUGUUGGAAUCUACUGGUGGCUUAAAAGACUUUUGGGCUUUCCAAAGAGAGUUUUUCUUGCUUGAAUUUGGACACAGGUGCUUUAUAUAAUUUUCAGUAUUGUAUUCUUCAUCGCGUUUAAGUGCUUUUUUUAACUUACGUACAGCCGAUUUCAGUUGCCGCAGAGUUGAAGGGGAACGACUUAACUGCCAUUCACGUCUGGCUUGCCUUUUCUCAUUUACAAGCUUUUCUAUUUCAAUAUUAGAGAUGUUUCUAAAAAUCUUAACGUUUCUUUUAGGUGUUGCCAAGACAGCUGCAUUAGUUAUUACAUCAUUGAAUUCCAUUAUGCUUUCAUCAAUAUCUCUUCCUGUACUUAUUUUUAAAUCGAUAUGAAUGUGUCUACUGAUAUAUUUUCUAUAUUUCAACCAGUUAGUUUUAAAAGAUGUUAGAGAUACUUUUGGCUCAAAUAUGUUGUACACAAAUUUGAAAUUGAAAAUGGCAGGCGAAGAUAAAUCAUA
Molecule: messenger RNA, 3314 nt
Organism: Zeugodacus cucurbitae (melon fly)
Lineage: Eukaryota; Metazoa; Arthropoda; Insecta; Diptera; Tephritidae
Product: myosin-9-like
Exons: 2
Coding region: 1136-2257 (373 amino acids)
Source: RefSeq, a predicted model, not a curated record